Messenger RNA from Grosmannia clavigera kw1407, 630 nucleotides. RefSeq names its product pwi domain protein mRNA processing. Gene Ontology annotation, molecular function: RNA binding. Gene Ontology annotation, cellular component: spliceosomal complex. The record is from RefSeq and is a predicted model, not a curated record. Gene Ontology annotation, biological process: regulation of mRNA splicing, via spliceosome; mRNA processing. The coding region runs from base 1 to 630 and encodes 209 amino acids. Lineage: Eukaryota; Fungi; Ascomycota; Sordariomycetes; Ophiostomatales; Ophiostomataceae. The transcript is spliced from 4 exons.
AUGGAGAGAUGGAUUGCUGGAAAGAUUGCCGCUAUUUUGGGCAACGACGACGAUGUUGUGAUCGAGCUCUGCUACAAUCUGAUCGAGAGUUCAAGAAACCCAGAUAUCAAGGCACUCCAAAUUCAGCUCACUGGCUUCCUAGAGUCGGAAACGCCUACUUUCUGCAACAAUUUGUGGACAUCGAAGCCGAGAAGGCCGCAGAAGAAUCUCGCCGAAAACACGAGGGCGGCGGGCGUUUUGACCGCCCGCCUCGAGGCGACGACCGUGGCGAUACCUGGCGGGGUGGCGCUGGUGGUGGGCGCCGUGGCACGGAAACACAAAACGGAGGAGGAGGAGGAGGCGGAGGAGGAGGUUGGGGCAGGGACCGUUCUCGUUCACCUGCCGGCCGCGGACGUGAUUUUCGUGAACGGGGCAGAUUUCGGGCAAGACACGAUCUCUACGUUCCCAGUGAUCGUCGUGGCCGCGGUGGUCGGCGAGACGAUGUCCGGCAGAGGAGGUCGCCUAGUCGAUCUAGCUCCCGAUCGCACUCACGAUAUCCGCAGCGGUCUCACUCGGACAAAUCGACGUCUCGUUCUCGCUCCCGUUCUCAUUCCCACUCUCGCUCGCGCUCCCCGUCACGGCGCCGAUUGA